Vigna angularis (adzuki bean) is the source of this 1436-nucleotide messenger RNA. RefSeq lists its product as uncharacterized. Gene Ontology annotation, molecular function: DNA binding; transposase activity; zinc ion binding. The transcript has 5 exons. The record is from RefSeq and is a predicted model, not a curated record. Gene Ontology annotation, biological process: DNA transposition. The coding region runs from base 27 to 1436 and encodes 469 amino acids. Lineage: Eukaryota; Viridiplantae; Streptophyta; Magnoliopsida; Fabales; Fabaceae.
AAUGGAAUGUAGGUGUAUCUAGAUGUAUGGCUUAUAGGGCAAAGGCCAUUGCUUCAGACAAUGUUGAUGGGUCUUUCAAAGACCAAUAUAGAAGGAUUUAUGAUUAUGCCAAUGAGGUUUUAGCUCGUAAUCCAGGAUCCACAGUAAAAGUCAAAGUUCAAGAGAAUGUGGAUGGAAUCAGUUUUAUGAGGUUUUAUACAUGUCUAAAGGCCUGCAAGGAUAGUUUUGUGUCCUGCAGGCCAAUAAUUGGGUUGGAUGGUGCUUUUCUGAAAGGAAAGUAUGGUGGUGAAAUGUUAACUGCUGUUGGUAGAGACGCAAAUGAUCAAAUGUUACCUCUUGCGUAUGCCGUGGUCGAAGUAGAGAACAAGGAUACUUGGAAAUGGUUCCUCCAAUUUCUGGUUGAAGAUCUCGGUGGGGAGGAAGUAAGUUCAUCAUUUACAUUCAUGUCGGACCAGCAAAAGGGACUACUACAAGCUGUACAAGAAGUAGUGCCUGGAGUUGAUCAACGUUUCUGUGUUAGGCACUUAUACGCUAAUUUUAGAAAGAAAUUCCCUGCAAAACAACUCAAGCGUUUGAUGUGGAAGACAGCUACAGCAACCCAUCCACAAGCAUGGGAAGCAGAAAUGAGAAAUAUUAAACAGCUUAACGAUGAGGCUUUCAAAUACUUGUUAAAAAUCCCUCCCAGGUACUGGUCAAGAUCAAGAUUUAGCAGCAAGGCUCAGUGUGAUACUUUGGUUAACAACUUGUCGGAGGCUUUCAAUAGUGUAAUGGUGCAUACAAGGUCUAAGCCAAUCGUAACCAUGAUGGAGGAAAUCCGGCUUUACUUGAUGAAGAGAUGGGCAACUAACAGGACAAAAAGUCAAUCACUUUCUGGGAACAUUUGUCCAAAAAUCAAGAGUAGACUAAAGAAGGAGUCUCAGUUAACUAAAUAUUGGAUACCGUGCUGGUCAGCAAAAAAGAUUUUUGAAGUUCGCCAUGUGUCCCAAGCCGGUGACAAAUUUGUAGUCAAUUUAGAUGAAAAUUUGUGUACAUGCAAGAAGUGGGAAAUCACUGCCAUACCAUGUUGCCACUCGUUAGCUGCUAUGAAAUUCCUAAAUCUUGAUGCAGAGACCCAAAUCUCGCUUCUCCCUCUACUAGGAAUUCGAACCAAAGGGUGCAUUCCCUGUGUGCUACCGAACCUGUCACCACGUCCAAACCGGCCACCGCACCAUUACCCUCGUUCAGUCUCCGCGCCACCACUUCCUCGAGCCAGCCACCGCGCCACCGCACCACAGCUUUCUUGGUCUUCUCUCUCCGACACCGGCAAACCAGGACGCCACCCGUUGCCGCGCCGAGCUUCUCCCCUCCUUCUCUUCUCCGCUUCACACUGUUAUCUUAAUCUAGGACUCAAGAUGGGUCUGGAGGUGGUUGCGAUGAAGGAAUGGGUUUCUAUGUAG